AUUGUAGCCGCACAGCCCGACAAGGAGAAGAAGGGCGCUGCCGCCGACAUGAGCUCUGCAGAGGGGGCGGAGGACGCGGCCGGGGACGCCGAUAUCGCCGCGUUUUUCCGAUCGGAUUGAAGAAUUAUUAAUGAAGUGCACAGAGUCUGAGCCAUGAAGUGUAAUGCCAAAUCAUGUAAAGAAAGUGAAAUAAAGAGAGAGAAAGAUUGGAUUAAAGGAGAGAGGUUUUCGUAAAAAUGAUGAGAUGAAGGCGAUGGAAAUUCUUCCAAUACUGAAGGAGAAGGUUGCGUUCCUCUCAGGUGGGCGAGAUAAGCGUGGAGGUCCUGUCUUGACAUUUCCAGCACGUAGCAACCAUGACAGAAUAAGACAAGAAGAUCUUAGGCGGCUUAUCUCCUAUUUAGCUAAUAUUCCCAGUGAGGAAGUGUGUAAACGAGGGUUCACUGUGAUAGUUGACAUGCGUGGAUCUAAAUGGGACUCCAUUAAACCGCUGCUGAAGAUUCUACAGGAGUCUUUUCCUGGCUGUAUUCAUGUUGCACUGAUCAUCAAGCCAGACAACUUCUGGCAGAAGCAAAGAACUAACUUUGGCAGUUCUAAGUUCGAGUUUGAGACCACCAUGGUGUCCAUAGAAGGUCUUACCAAAGUUGUUGACCCAUCCCAGCUCACUCCUGAGUUUGAUGGCUGUCUGGAGUACAACCAUGAGGAGUGGAUUGAGAUCCAUGUGGCCUUUGAAGACUUCAUAAGCAAUGCAUCACACAUGUUGUCCAGACUGGAAGAACUCCAGGAAAUGCUAGCCAAAAAGGACUUCCCUCAGGACUUGGAAGGAGCUAGAAAGAUGAUUGAUGAGCAUACACUACUGAAAAAGAAAGUCAUCAAAGCUCCGAUUGAAGAGCUGGACCUAGAAGGGCAAAAAUUGCUGCAGAGGAUUCAAAGUAGCGAAAGUUUUCCCCAUAAGAACUCUAUAUCAGGGAAUGCAGACUUUCAGGGCCUUGUACCAAAAGUGUCCAGUAUGUUGGACAGACUGCACUCAACCAGGCAGCAUCUGCAUCAGAUGUGGCAUAUACGCAAGCUGAAACUGGAUCAGUGUUUUCAGCUUAGGCUCUUUGAACAAGAUGCAGAAAAGAUGUUUGACUGGAUUUCUCACAACAAAGGACUCUUUUUGAAUAGCUACACGGAGAUUGGAGCUACUCAUCAGCACGCAAUGGAACUUCAAACACAGCACAAUCACUUUGCAAUGAACUGCAUGAAUGUAUAUGUCAACAUCAACCGCAUAAUGUCAGUGGCCAAUCGUUUACUGGAAUCUAACCAUUAUGCAUCUCAGCAAAUCAAGCAGAUUGCCAGUCAGCUAGAGUUGGAGUGGAAGGCAUUCGCAGCAGCAUUAGAUGAGCGUAGCACCUUGCUUGACAUGUCUGCUGUCUUUCAUCAGAAAGCUGAACAGUACAUGAGCAAUGUGGAUUCAUGGUGUAAGGCCUGUGGAGAGGUUGAGCUUCCUUCAGAACUGCAGGAUCUGGAAGAUUCCAUUCACCACCACCAAGGUUUAUAUGAACAAAUAACAUUGGCGUACUCGGAGGUGAGUCAAGAUGGGAAAGCUCUGCUGGAUAAACUCCAGCGACCCCUGACCCCUGGCAGUGCAGACUCAUUAAUGGCAACAGCCAAUUAUUCAAAGGCUGUUCAUCAUGUCUUGGAUAUUAUUCAUGAAGUCCUCCAUCAUCAGCGACAGCUUGAGAACAUCUGGCAGCAUCGAAAGGUUCGACUUCACCAGCGGCUUCAGCUUUGCGUUUUUCAACAGGAUGUGCACCAGGUAUUGGACUGGAUUGAAAACCAUGGAGAGGCCUUUCUCAGCAAACACACUGGAGUGGGGAAAUCACUGCACAGAGCCAGGGCUUUACAGAAACGGCAUGAGGAUUUUGAAGAAGUUGCGCAGAACACAUACACCAAUGCAGAUAAACUCCUGGAAGCAGCAGAGCAAUUGGCUCAGACUGGGGAGUGUGACCCUGAAGAAAUUUACCAGGCAGCCCAUCAACUGGAAGAUCGGAUUCAGGACUUUGUGAGAAGAGUGGAGCAGCGGAAGAUCCUUUUGGAUAUGUCGGUAUCUUUUCAUACCCAUGUCAAGGAGCUCUGGACGUGGCUGGAGGAUUUACAGAAAGAGCUUCUGGACGAUGUGUAUGCUGAAUCUGUGGAGGCAGUGCAGGAUUUGAUCAAACGCUUUGGGCAGCAGCAGCAGACCACCCUGCAAGUGACAGUGAAUGUCAUCAAAGAAGGAGAGGAUCUAAUCCAACAGUUGAGGGAUUCUGCUAUUUCAAGCAACAAGACUCCACACAAUAGCUCCAUUAAUCAUAUAGAGAGUGUUCUUCAGCAGCUGGAUGAAGCCCAGGCUCAGAUGGAAGAUCUUUUUCAGGAGCGCAAGAUCAAACUGGAUCUCUUCCUUCAGCUCCGAGUAUUUGAACGGGAUGCAAUAGAUAUCAUUUCAGACCUCGAGUCUUGGAAUGAUGAGCUGUCCCAACAGAUGAAUGACUUUGACACUGAGGAUUUGACCCUUGCUGAACAGAGGUUGCAGCACCAUGCUGAUAAAGCUCUAACUAUGAAUAACUUGACUUUUGACGUCAUCCAUCAGGGGCAGGAAUUACUCCAGUAUGUGAAUGAAGUACAAGCCUCAGGUGUUGAGUUAACCUGUGACAGAGAUGUCGAUAUGGCAACCCGUGUGCAGGACCUCCUGGAAUUUCUUCACGAGAAGCAGCAGGAACUGGACCUCACCGCAGAGCAGCACCGUCGGCACUUGGAGCAGUGUGUGCAGCUGAGGCACCUACAGGCUGAGGUCAAACAGGUACUGGGUUGGAUUCGGAAUGGAGAAUCCAUGCUAAAUGCAGGUCUCAUCACUGCUAGCUCACUUCAGGAAGCUGAGCAGCUGCAGCGUGAGCAUGAGCAGUUCCAACAUGCUAUUGAGAAAACCCAUCAAAGUGCACUUCAAGUGCAGCAGAAAGCAGAAGGCAUGCUGCAGGCCAAUCACUAUGAUAUGGAAAUGAUUCGGGAAUGCGCAGAGAAGGUGGCUUCCAAUUGGCAACAGCUCAUGCUAAAGAUGGAAGAUCGUUUGAAACUUGUCAAUGCCUCCGUUGCAUUCUAUAAAACCUCUGAACAGGUCUGCAGUGUUCUGGAGAGUCUGGAGCAGGAGUACAAACGGGAAGAGGACUGGUGUGGAGGAAUUGAUAAGCUUGGUCCAAAUUCAGAGUGUGAUCACGUGACACCCAUGAUCAGCAAGCAUCUAGAACAAAAGGAAGCCUUUCUCAAAGCCUGCACUUUAGCAAGGAGGAAUGCUGAUGUUUUCCUGAAGUAUCUCCAUAGAAACAGUGUCAACAUGCCAGGAAUGAUGAGUCAUGUCAAAGCACCUGAACAGCAAGUAAAAAACAUUCUUAAUGAGUUAUUACAAAGGGAGAACCGGGUGUUGCAUUUUUGGACCAUGAGGAAGAAGAGACUGGACCAGUGCCAACAAUAUGUGGUAUUUGAGAGGAGUGCUAAACAAGCUUUGGAGUGGAUCCAUGAUACUGGAGAGUUCUAUCUGUCCACACACACAUCCACAGGCUCCAGCAUUCCACAUACUCAAGAGCUUUUAAAAGAACAUGAAGAGUUCCAAAUUACUGCAAAGCAAACCAAAGAUCGGGUGAAACUGUUGAUACAACUGGCCGAUGGCUUUUGUGAAAAAGGGCACUCCCAUGCAGUGGAAAUCAAAAAUUGGGUCACAGCAGUAGAUAAGCGUUAUCGAGAUUUUUCCCUUCGCAUGGAGAAAUAUCGUGUAGCAUUAGAGAAAGCACUUGGAAUCUCAGACUCCAAAGGGAGCAAAGACUUACAAUUAGACAUCAUCCCGGCAAGUGCUCCUGGUUCAGAGGUGAAACUCCGUGAUGCUGCACAUGAGCUGAAUGAAGAAAGGCGUAAAUCAGCUCGCAGGAAAGAAUUUAUUAUGGCUGAACUGAUCCAAACUGAAAAAGCUUAUGUACGAGAUCUUCGAGAGUGUUUGGAAACAUAUCUCUGGGAAAUGACGAGUGGUGUAGAUGAAAUUCCACCUGGGAUUGUAAAUAAAGAGCAUAUAAUAUUUGGCAACAUGCAGGAAAUCUAUGAGUUCCACAAUAAUUUAUUUCUGAAAGAGCUGGAGAAGUAUGAACAGCUGCCGGAAGAUGUGGGGCAUUGUUUUGUCACCUGGGCUGACAAAUUCCAGAUGUACGUAACAUACUGUAGGAACAAGCCAGACUCCACACAGCUCAUACUGGAGCAUGCAGGAGCAUACUUCGAUGAAAUACAGCAUCGGCAUGGACUGGCCAACUCGAUCUCUUCCUAUCUUAUCAAACCUGUCCAGCGAAUAACUAAGUAUCAGCUGCUUUUAAAAGAACUGUUAACAUGCUGUGAAGAAGGAAAGGGAGAAAUUAAAGAUGGCCUGGAGGUGAUGCUAAGUGUGCCAAAGCGAGCCAACGAUGCCAUGCAUCUCAGCAUGCUAGAAGGCUUUGAUGAGAAUCUGGAAUCCCAGGGAGAGCUGAUCCUUCAAGAAUCCUUUCAAGUGUGGGAUCCUAAGUCUUUGAUCCGCAAAGGCCGAGAACGACACCUCUUCCUGUUUGAAAUGUCACUUGUCUUCAGCAAAGAAAUCAAAGAUUCCAAUGGGAGGAGUAAAUAUAUCUACAAACACAAACUGCUUACCUCAGAACUUGGGGUUACAGAGCACGUUGAAGGAGAUCAUUGUAAGUUUGCAUUGUGGGUUGGACGGACUCCGACAUCAGACAACAAAAUUGUUUUAAAGGCAUCCAGCAUUGAAAAUAAACAAGAUUGGAUCAAGCAUAUACGAGAGGUUAUACAGGAAAGGACUAUUCAUCUGAAAGGUGCCCUGAAAGAAGCAAUCCACUUGCCCAAACCUACAUCUCACAAACAUAAAGGGAGAAGGGAUGGAGAAGAACUAGACAGUCAGGGAGAUGCAAGCAGUCAGCCCGACACAAUCUCCAUUGCAUCACGGACCUCACAGAACACUUUGGACAGUGACAAGCUGUCCGGUGGGUGUGAGUUAACAGUCGUCAUCCAUGAUUUCUCGGCAACCAACAGCAAUGAGCUGACCAUUCGCCGGGGCCAGACUGUGGAGGUUUUAGAGAGGCCUCAUGAUAAACCAGACUGGUGCCUGGUCCGGACAACUGAUCGGUCCCCUGCUGCAGAAGGAGUUGUUCCCAGCAGUGUUCUAUGUAUUGCACAUUCACGUAGCAGUAUGGAAAUGGAGGGCAUUUUCAACCAUAAAGACUCACUUUCAGUGUCCAGCAAUGAUGCAAGUCCUCCUGCCUCAGUGACCUCACUUCAACCCCACUCAGUGAGUACAACACAAAGUUCACCAGGUCCAAAGCGCCCAGGUAACACUCUACGGAAGUGGCUCACCAGCCCUGUAAGGCGUCUCAGCAGUGGAAAAGCAGAUGGCCAUGUGAAGAAACUGGCUCACAAGCAUAAAAAGAGCAGGGAUGUCCGGAAAAGUGCUGACACCGGGGCUCAAAAAGACUCUGAUGAGAGUGCUGCUACACCCCAGGAAGAAACUGUGGAUGAGAGGGGACGGAAUGAAGGACUCAGCAGUGGAACACUGUCAAAAUCCUCUUCUUCAGGAAUGCAGAGCUGUGGGGAAGAGGAAGGUGAAGAGGGGGCAGAUGCAGUGCCCCUUCCACCCCCAAUGGCAAUUCAACAACACAGUCUUCUCCAGCCUGACUCGCAGGAUGAUAAGACAUCCUCUCGUUUAUCAGUCCGCCCUACAAGUUCAGAGACCCCUAGCGCAGCAGAGCUUGUUAGUGCUAUUGAAGAGCUUGUGAAAAGUAAAAUGGCACUGGAGGAUCGUCCAACGUCCCUCUCUGUUGAUCAGGCAGACAGCAGCAGUCCAUCUUUCAACCCAUCUGAUAACUCUCUGCUGUGUACUUCCUCUUCCUCUCCCAUUGAUGAAAUGGAAGAAAGGAAAUCUAGUUCUUUAAAGAGGCGCCACUAUGUCUUACAAGAGUUGAUCGAAACUGAGCGCGAUUAUGUACGGGACCUCGGAUGUGUGGUCGAGGGCUACAUAGCAGUGAUGAAAGAAGAUGGUGUCCCUGAUGACAUGAAGGGGAAAGAUAAGAUUGUAUUUGGUAAUAUACAUCAGAUCUACGACUGGCACAGAGACUUCUUUCUUGGCGAGCUGGAGAAGUGCCUUGAGGAUCCUGAUAAGUUAGCUUCUCUCUUUGUCAAACACGAGAGAAGAUUGCAUAUGUAUAUAGUUUACUGUCAAAACAAGCCCAAAUCAGAGUACAUUGUGUCCGAAUAUAUUGACACCUAUUUUGAGGACGUAAAACAGCGACUUGGUCAUCGACUGCAACUGACAGACCUGUUAAUAAAACCAGUGCAACGGAUAAUGAAAUACCAGCUCCUGCUGAAGGACUUCCUUAAAUACUCUAGGAAGGCUGCUGUAGACACAACAGAGCUGGAGAAAGCUGUGGAGGUCAUGUGUGUUGUACCAAAACGAUGCAACGAUAUGAUGAAUGUUGGACGUCUGCAAGGAUUCGAUGGCAAAAUUAUAGCCCAGGGAAGAUUGCUUCUCCAGGACACAUUCUUUGUUGCAGAUCAGGAUGCUGGGCUUCUUUCACGCAGUAAAGAGCGAAGAGUCUUCCUGUUUGAGCAGAUUGCAAUAUUCAGCGAGCCUUUAGAUAAGAAAAAAGGCUUCUCCAUGCCUGGCUAUUUAUUUAAAAAUAGUGUCAAGGUGAGUUGCCUUGGCCUGGAAGAGAAUGUGGAGAACGAUCCAUGUAAAUUUGCACUUACCUCACGAUCAGCUGAAGGCGGUGUGGAAAUCUACAUUCUCCAAGCAUCAAAUCCUACAGUCCGCCAAAUGUGGAUUUAUGAAAUCAACCAAAUUCUGGAAAACCAACGCAACUUUUUAAAUGCUUUGACAUCUCCGAUUGAGUACCAGAAGAACCAUGUCGGCCCUAGUGGACCCAAUAGCUGUAGUGGAAUGAGCAGCACAAGCCGUUCCAGACCAUCUCGGAUCCCCCAGCCCAUCCGGCACCAUUCCCCAGUCCUGGUCUCCUCUGCGGCCUCGGCCCAGUCAGAGGCAGACAGAUUGACAGGUAUGUCCGCUCGAAACCCUACCCUGACGACACUCAACAGCACCUUAGAUUCUGGCUGCAGCCAAUCUGACAGGCACCUGGAACGAGAAGGCAGCGAAAGGGACUUGGAACAGAUUCCUAGGAAAAAGGUCCUUGAGAGUCCCAGGAAAACAUUAGGACCGCUCACCAACACAGGAGAUGGAAACAUAAAGGAAUUACGAGGUAGUCUAGAAGAGAACCGGUCACCAAGAGGGAGUGUUGGCACUCUGACAAUAGGAAAGCAACGGCCAGGCACUACUUCGCCCUUGAGUUCACCGCUGUCUACAACCUUCCCUUCCUCUCCCUUCAGCAAAGAACCCUUCCCUCCCAGCAGUCCUGUUCUUAAGGGCUCCUUCUGGAGCUCACACCCAGCUUCACCUGCCAGCCGCCCCGGCUCCUUCACCUUCCCAGGGGACAUGGACUCCCUGCAGCGCCAGGUCCACCGCCACUCCACGCACAGCAAGGACACUGAUCGUAUGAGCACGUGCUCCUCGACCAGCGAGCAGUCGGUGCAUUCCACCCAGAGCAACGGGAGUGAAAGUAGCAGCAGCAGUAAUAUCUCCACCAUGCUGGUAACACAUGAUUACACCGCCGUGAAAGAGGAUGAGAUCAAUGUCUGCCAGGGCGAGGUGGUGCAGAUUCUGGCCAGCAACCAACAGAACAUGUUUUUGGUGUUUCGGGCAGCCACUGACCAAUGCCCUGCAGCUGAGGGAUGGAUUCCUGGCUAUGUACUAGGUCACACAACUAUUAUAAUCCCAGACAACCCUGAAGGAACAUUAAAAAAGUCAACAUCUUGGCACACUGCACUCCGUUUAAGAAAGAAAAAUGAAAAGAAGGAUAAAGAUGGCAAGAAAGAAGGAAAGCUAGAAAAUGGCUUCCGAAAGUCACGAGAAGGAUUACCCAAUAAGGUAUCAGUUAAGCUCUUGAACCCUAAUUAUAUCUAUGAUGUUCCCCCUGAGUUCAUCAACCCACUGACUGAUGUGACCUGUGAGACAGGGGAGACUGUUACACUGAAAUGCAAAGUCUGCGGCCGUCCCAAAGCUACAAUAACAUGGAAGGCCCCAGACCACAGCAUUUUGAGCAGUGAUGGUCAUAACAAUAUUAUGUACAGCGAUUCUGGUGAAGCUACACUUAAAAUACUGAACGUGACCACUGACGACGAUGGCACUUACACUUGUGUAGCUGUAAAUGAUGUGGGAUCAGCCUCCUCUUCUGCAAUCCUGCGAGUUGUAGGACCUGGAAGUGACGGAGUAAGGGUCACCUGGAAGGACAACUUUGAUUCUAUUUAUACUGAAAUAGCAGAAAUUGGCAGAGGAAGGUUCUCUGUGGUUAAAAGAUGUGACCAAAAAGGAACUAAACGAGAGGUGGCUGCAAAGUUCAUCAACAAAAAAAUGAUGAAACGGGAUCAGGUUAUACAUGAACUUGGAAUUAUGCAGAAUCUCCAGCAUCCCCAGCUCAUUAGCCUUCUGGAUACCUUUGAAACUUCAUCCAACUACAUAGUCAUUCUAGAAUUAGCAGACCAAGGUCGCCUUCUCAACUACAUAAUAGAGUGGGGGAAUUUGACUGAAGAGAAGGUGACAUCAUAUCUCAGAGAGACUCUGGAAGCUGUGCAGUAUUUACACCACUGCAGAAUAGCUCACCUAGAUAUAAAGCCAGAAAAUGUGCUGGUGGACCACAGCAAAGCCAAACCACUCAUCAAGCUUGCUGAUUUUGGGGAUACCAUGCAGCUAACCACAACAUAUUACACCCAUCAGUUGCUAGGAAACCCUGAGUUUGCAGCUCCAGAAAUUAUUCUGGGAAAUCCUGCCUGUCUUACAUCAGAUACCUGGAGUGUUGGGGUACUUGCCUACGUCCUUCUUAGUGGGGUGUCUCCUUUUUUGGAUGAGAGUGUAGAGGAAACCUGUUUGAACAUUUGUCGAUUGGACUUCAGCUUCCCUGACGACUACUUCAGAGGGGUCAGUCAAGCUGCCAAAGACUUUGUUUGUUUCUUACUGCAGGGAGAUCCAAACAAACGUCCCUCGGCUGCAAUGUGCCUUCAGGAUCCUUGGCUGCAGCCAGGUGUCAACAGAGACACCGAAACUCUAAACACGUCUAGACUGACUUCAUUUAUUGAACGGCGCAAACACCAGAAUGAUGUUCGGCCAGUUGGUAGCAUAAAGAACUUCUUACAAAGUAGACUCUUAUCAAGAGUGUGACCCUAAAGUGGAGAUUUUUUUGCUCAUUCUCUUUCACCUGCCAAUAAGGUUGGAGACUGUGUCUUCAGCCAGUCAGCUGUUGACUUGAAAUAAAACUGACAGCAAACCAGCUGCUUUAUACAUGUGUCAUUGUGUGGAAUUGCAUGCCAAGGAACCUUGCACAAACAGUACUUGGAUUCAAUGCCAUCCAUGCAAUGCAAAGCUGGUGGGGAGGACUGCACAAGCUCUGCACAACCAGCUGGAUUCUCAUUACUUUGACAGUAUUUUGUUUCUGAUCACAGGAAACCAUUUUUCACACAUUGCCUAGGAAAAUUUAGAGAAGAAUCAUUGUUGUUACUGUAUUUAAUUAAACUCACUGGACUUUGAAACAUUUAAUUAUGUGAUUAAAAAUUAGCCAACAAAGAACAAAGAUUUUUUAAAUUCUUUCCUCCUUGACUGAUUUUAAUCAAGACAGCCACUGAAUAUAAUCUCCAGUGAAACGUCUGAUUUUUACUGGUCAUGAAGCUUUCCAAUUGCCUCACCAAUGUAUUUAAAUUAUAAUCCCUUGCAUUUUGCCAGAUAUGGCUCAGAUUUUUACUGCUGCAAGUUGAACCAUGGCCCUUUUGCGUAUAAUAGAAAUAAAUUGUGUUGCUCCGAUUAUAUAUAAGCCUUACUUGUAUAAAGACCGUUAUCUGCCUUCAGUCUGUAUUUUUAAUGCUGGUAUGCCAUUCUGGAACCUUUUUCCCAAACACCCCCAAGUGAAAAGGCAAAUGCUCAUUUAUUUCUGAUGGGGGAUUUUGGAGUUGCACCUGCCAAUCGGAUUGCAGAGCAGUUAAGGAGGAAUAUGUACUGUAAAUGCACUCAUUGUAUUUUAUGUUUUAAUUCAUAUCAUGUGCAAUGUUGUGGCUUUAACAUUUUAUGCAACUCUAUUUAUGAAGACUUCUGUUGUAUCUGUAAUAAAUAUUAAAGAAAAGCACGUACUUCGUACUGCAAGCUACACGGCCGUUUGAUUUCUUUAUCACAUUGACCUUUUGAAAAAGUAUUUGACUACUAGGAAUUGCAUCACAAACUCGCCAUUAUGGAACAGGCACAAACAAUGAACCAAACCCAGUACUUUUCUUAGCAAUGCAGUAUGGUUAUAUCAAGCAUAAACUUGUACUCAAGGGUCUCAAGGAAUAAAUCUGUGAGAGAAGGAAAAUGGGAACUCAAAACUGGAUGUAUUGUCACAUCAACCUCACAUUAUUAUUUUUUAAUGUAUUAUAGCCUGUUAGUCUCCUUUCUAAGUUUGAACUCUGUUUUUGCAUGUAUAUUCUUUUGUACAGCAUCCAUUAAGUGUUUCCCCAAAUAUGUGCUGUAAAUAUAUUUUUCUGCCAUCUGUUGUUAAAAUUAAACUAAUGCAACACA
Carcharodon carcharias (great white shark) is the source of this 10684-nucleotide messenger RNA. Its product is annotated as triple functional domain protein-like. Gene Ontology annotation, biological process: protein phosphorylation. NCBI's taxonomy places the organism in Eukaryota, Metazoa, Chordata, Chondrichthyes, Lamniformes, Lamnidae. The transcript is spliced from 58 exons. The record is from RefSeq and is a predicted model, not a curated record. Gene Ontology annotation, cellular component: cytoplasm. Gene Ontology annotation, molecular function: protein binding; ATP binding; guanyl-nucleotide exchange factor activity. Bases 245 to 9301 code for a protein of 3018 amino acids.